Molecule: messenger RNA, 8564 nt
Organism: Toxorhynchites rutilus septentrionalis
Lineage: Eukaryota; Metazoa; Arthropoda; Insecta; Diptera; Culicidae
Gene: Spt20
Product: box A-binding factor
Exons: 9
Coding region: 546-6227 (1893 amino acids)
Biological process (GO): regulation of transcription by RNA polymerase II
Cellular component (GO): SAGA complex
Molecular function (GO): transcription coregulator activity
Source: RefSeq, a predicted model, not a curated record
ACAUAUUCGAGAGAAAUAUGUAGAUAUGAUUUGUACUUUGUUAUUGUGAGGAGUGUGAUUGCGUUUAUCGAAAUCCUACCAUGAAGCAAAAAAGAAUUGAAUUGGUCCAUUAAGAAGCAGCAGCAGUAGCAACAUAAACCAAGAGGAAGAGCUCAGAGAGAUUCGCGUGUGUGAAAAAGGGACGUCUCUCGCCAACGUUUGACCGUGUGGUUGUGAUCGCCAAGUGUAUAUUAUUAAAGAUUUCAUUGCGUUUUUCAUUCACGCAAAAUAAGAAAUGUGAGAACUAUAAAAUACAUAGGAAGCAGCAGUGAAAAUUGUGGUGACCUCCGUGAAAGCUCUGAAGGAAUUCCCGAUAAUAGCCAGUGGAUUACAUCGUUGUUUGAUAGUUUUCCGAAUUUGCAAUUAAUGUUAUAUUUAUUGUUGUGCGGAGGUGUGAUCCCAAGAUGUCGAAGAGUCACCUAACUUAAGAAAAUAAUUCAGCUGCUCCGACGAUUACAUAAUAUAUUGUGAAUGUAUAAAUUAAAUGCAUUUUUGUACAAACCACAAUGCAAAGCUUGGAACCUGCAUCAUGUCAAGAAGCUGAUUACAUGUUGAAUGAUGCUUAUUGUAAACUGAGGAAGUCUCCCUCGCGCCAACAGACGUUAUUGAUAGAUCCACCGCCACAGUAUCCAAGUCUACCUAGUCCAAUUCUAAAUGAAAGUACUCCACUGUUUAACACUAGCAGCAGCAGCAGCGCGACUAGUCCACUUCCUUCGUCAUCCUCGUACGCACUGUUAAGUGGGUUACAUUCGACGUCACCGCCAGCGACACUUCUGGCAACUCCCUCGUCAUCUUCCUCCUGUCUCGGCUCUGUGAGCAAUUCAUCCAGCCAGCUGCUCAGAUCAUCCUCCGGCAGCAGCCCAGGGAAUAGCAUAGCGCUUACUAAUCAUCACCAUCACUUCAUCGACAAGAGGGGAGCAACCGAUUCCGGCUACAUCGGUAGCUCCCCGUCGAAAAAAUCGAAGCUAUCUUCCUCGGCCGGAUCUCUAACUCUAUCAGCAUCAGGGUCGUCGUCAAUCAAUAGUUCUUCCACGGGCGCUAGUAGUUUUGCCUUCAGCAGUAGCAACCACCAUACUCCACACUACCACCAAUAUCAUGGAAGCAGCAGCAGUGGCCAUCCCUAUGGUUCCACUUCGUCUUCGCCGGUCACUUCGGGUACUGCUGGUGGCUCAACGACGACGACGUCGAGCGGAAAUGCUAACUCGACCGGCAAAUUCAAUAUUCAUGACAAACUUAGGGAAUUGUAUCUUGAACUACUAGCAGAGGACAAUACUGAAACUAAUAGAUUUAAUUUAAGAAAUUCUUCGUUUUUGUUGGAAAUGCUGGUGUUGAGAGAGAAUCUCAACACCUUAAUCCUAAAUCUUUACCCUGGCAAUAAAGGAUAUUCGUUAGCAUUUAGAAGAGGAACUGAUCAAUCCACUGAUGGAAGUCGGAAUAUCUCAAAAAGUGGUGCUAUUUCAUCGGAUCGGGCUGGCUCGCCGUCUUUGGGUACCCCCACGUUGGAUAUUAACGCGGAACAGUUGCAGGAGACCAUUCGGUGGCCGUACGAAGAGGAGGAAUUGCUCGAAUGCGUAGACCGCGAAGAGCUGCCCCUGGUGUUGGUGGACAUGUUCGAGAACAAGUGUCCUGGCUUGUUCUACUCGGGAUGCGUCAUAGCAGAAAUUCGGGACUACAGACAAUCGUUCCCAAUUUUCACCUGCGAUACAUACCAUGUGCUGCUAAAGCCAACGAAUCAGACCUUGAUCGCCGAUGUGAAUCUACUAACAUCGAAGGGUGAUUGGAGCGCGGAAGAUAAACUCGCCCUCGAGAGCCAGCUCGUAUUGGCAACGGCUGAACCACUUUGUCUCGAUCCGAACCCUAAUGUGGGCAUCAUGGCGAUAAACCAACAGCAUAGACGACACAUUUUUAAUACUAUGCCGAUUCGGCGUCAAGCGAAAAAAUUCUCACAAGUCGCAAUAAAUCGCAAGAGGAAAACAGACCAGUUUACACAUAACUUCGGGCUUGAGCUGAGUGAUUUCAUGACAAAGUACCGGGCGAAACCCCGUCAGUAUACUGCCACCAAACGAAGUGUGGUUAGUUUCACACUGCCGAAAAAGCCAUCAGACGUUAGUCCGACGGCGAGAGUGCCCAGCCUAGAUCUACCAGAACUCUCAGCGCCGUCCGAAGUUAAUGUGGAAAAAUUUGCACGAAAGUACGAUGGACCAAAGGAGAGCAGAGAUUGCAUUCCACAGCUUAUUGAGGAAUACAUUCUGGAGACAGACCGCGUUGUUAAUCGUGGAGACACGAAAACGUACCACAUAAAGUUGUCUAUCUUCCAAAGACCAUCGAAUUCCGAGUAUUUGGGAGAACUUUAUGUCGACAGGGACUACCGUGAGAAUGAACGAAAUGGUGAAGCUUGUCAGUUUACGCUGGGGACACGGGCACAUGCUCAUCGCUAUAUACAGCAGUUCACCGAAAUAUUUACAGAGGAAGGAAGAAAAUCGGUAAAAAUUACCCAUUUAGUACCGGGACAAGUUCCAAAGGUGCUACACACAGCUGGUAUGCGCGAGCAAAGUGUACAGCAACAGCAACAACAGCAGCAGCAACAAUUGCAACAGCAACAAGCAAUUCAACAGCAGCAGGCGCACAUUCAGCAACAAAUAUCACAGAUUCAGCAACAACUUCAGUCGCAUCCUACGCAUGCUUUAAUCACGCGACUGCAGGCCACAAAUCCAACCCUAGUCUCACAGAUUGCUACAACCGGUGGCAACAUAACUAUCAAUACUACUAAUUCUAGCACGCUUCCUGGGAAUCAGCGACAACCACAAGUGCAGCAGCAGCAACAGCAGCAACAACAGCAAAUAAUAACUGCUGGGCCGUCCACAAACAUCAUUACCAUUGGAGGAACAGCGAUCCAGCAGCACCAGCAACAGCAAAUUCACAUUCAACAACCGCAGCAACAACUUCCAAACCAACACCAACAACAGUUGCUCACUACGACAACUGGUCAUCAGCAAAUUUUCACCGCUUCUGAUCCUUCCACAAGUACCAGCCAACAGUCAACGAAUGCUACUAUCACCUUGCAGCAGCAACCCCAACAACAACAACCACAAACACAACAGGUUCAGCAGAUACAACAUCAACCACAUCAACAAACGCUCAGUUUAAGCAAUGGAUCGCUAUUGCUGGUCCAACCCACGGGACAGAUCUCAAACAUAACGGCUGCACCAACAUCUACCGGUAGUCAUCAGGCUGGUUCAAGCGCAAGUGGUAACCAAUCCGUCGGAACGCAAAACAUUCAAGGCUUCACCUUUACCUCAGCUCCACAAACUGCCACCAUAAUCAAUCAGACAGGUUCUGCAGGUGCAACAACUACCGGAAAUCGUGUCCCACUCCUGGUCAGACUAGAGAACAAAGCAACGCAACAAAUCCAACAACAACAACAACAGCAAACGCAGCAUGUCCAGUCCCAACAACAAAAUCAAAGCACUACCACAACCAUUCAUACGAACAAUCCAGAAAUUAAUGCCAUAGCUCUUAGCAUCAUGAACUCAGCCAAUCAAUUUCGCCAACAACAGCAGCAGCAACAACAACAACAACAACAACAACAACAACAACAACAACAGCAGCAACAACAACAGCAACAGCAACAACAACAACAUCAAACUGUCAAAUCCAACUCAAACGCUGCUAUUAUUAGCUUAUUGAAUAGUGCCCCAGCUGCUAUGACCAACACAUCCGUGCUAAGCAGUAGCCUAACAAUCCCGGUGGGGAAAGCGACGACAGAAUUACACCAACAGCAACAGCAAGCAACCCAACCACAGCAGCACACAAUCCAUCAUCACCAAGGUACGGGAACUACCACAAUAUCUAGCAGUGCUGCGGCAGCACUUUUCAACAGCGUUGGGGGACGCAAAAUCCAAAUACAGCAGCAGGCGGGCGGCCAGAGGAUAUUGAAUCAUGCAAAUCUGAUUGCUGUCAGCAGUAACCCCAACAAUGGAGGUUUAGGGCAAACCCAGUUGAUCAAUAUUCAACAAGCCACAGCUAACGCGGGUGAUCAGCAACAGGUUCAACAGCAACAGCAGCAAACAGGCCAGACACAGCCUUCUAAUAUACGAGUGACGAUGUCUGCAUUGGCUUCUCAGUUGGCAUCACCGCCGGCAAUUCUCACCACUUCUAAUCUUCCGCAGAGCUUUAACGUUGUCGCUGCCUCUAAUAAUCCCACGGUUGCUGGUCAAAACUAUACCAAUCUAAGCAACAACACAACCAGUAAGCUGAUAAUCAAUAGUACAAAUCAACGAAUACUGAACAUCAACACGAAUAGCGCUAAUAGUUCGUCAGCUGCAGCGGCCGUUGCUGCCGCUCUAGGUGGUGCAAUUCGACGAGUAAGUCAGGCUACAGGCGACGGAAGCGGAGGUAUUCAAUUGCAGAUACAGGGUGCAGAUGGUAUCCGACGGAUCGCAACGGGUACCGGAAACGAUAUUCAACUCCAGAUCCAAGGUAUAUCGUCACCCGGGAGUGAUCAUUCGAAUGCUUCCUCUUCGACAUCUGUUUCUGCUGUGAAUCCUGCCGGUGGGAUUGGUGGACAUAACGGUGGGGCUUCUGCAACCGGGACUGCUGGGAAUAUAAUUUUCAACAAUAUGUCCGGGUUAAGCGCUUUGCUUGCGACCUCUACGUCAUCAUCUCCUCAGCAAGUUGCGACCGCGGCCGUCGUGGACAGUUCUACGCACAGCGUAACAAACACCUCCAAUCUAGGCAGUAACAGUAGUAGUAGCAAUCCUAGUAAUAAUAAUUCAGCAUUAAUUGAAAGACUGACUUCAUCUAGUAAUAUAAAUCUAACAAAUAACCUUCCAACUGCGAGUCCCGGUUUGCAGUUUACGAUACCAUCGCCCAAAACUCCCCAACAACAGCAAUCUCAGCAGACGCAUUUGCAAAUACAAUCCCCGUCGUCGUCAAUAUCGCCACUCUCUAGUCCUCCGCCGACGGUGACGCUUCAUCCGCAACAGCAAAUACAGCAUCAACAGCAGCAGCAGCAGCAGCAACAACAACAUCACCACCAGCACCAACAAACAACAGUAAAUCUGCAGGGAUUGAACUUUGCAAGCCUGCAUGGGGCCAUGGCUUCAAUCCCGGGGCUGCAAAAUGUUCAGGUUCAAAUCCCUGGUCUGGCGCAGCCUAUUUCCCUGUCACUCUCUUCUACUCCGUCCGCCAGCUCGGCUGCAGCCAAUGUACUGAAUACGUCGAACAGUCACGCAGCUGGUGCAAACAACACUGGCCUUCACCAGACCACCAGUCUGUUAGUGUCUGUUCCGGUGUCUAACUCUGGCAACGCUGGUAACCAACUGAAUGCUCUGAACACAAAUGCAAACAGCACUAGUAGCGUGGGUUCAACCGGAAGCACGAAUGUCGGUGGAGCCACGGCCAAUAUUAUUGGCGCCAACUCACAAACCACUACACAAACCGUGGUUCUCGCCAAUCCACAAACCAGUGUCGGUGGGUCUAGUCUGCUCUCUCUACCAAUUGCUCAAAUUGUAACCUCUGGAAUGAAAGGACUAGGACAGCAAAGUAUUCGUUCUGGAACGCCUCUUACUGUAAACACGGGUCAACCUGGUCAGCAAAUACAGCUGCUCAACAUAAGCCAGCGACCACGCAGUGGUCAGCUUCCAGUGGUAACAUCGGUCACUACGCCUAUUACUGCUAAACAAAUUGCAGCUCGCGUCGCCCAGCACCGAGGAAUGGCUGGUUCAACGCUGAAAAUCGCAACACCAAUAUCAGCUUCACAUCACGUUCAACAGUUGGGUCAGACUCUCAAUGUGACCACCAAUACUGGUUCUAAUCAAUUGGUGAUGACAACCACACAGCUUCAGUUGAAACUGCAACAGCAACAGCAGCAGCAUCAGCAACAACAGCAACAGACUCAGCAGAUUAUUGCUACUGCAAACCAACCCGCCGCCACACAGAUUCACAUUCAACAGCAUCAGCAACUUGCACAAGCUCAGCAACAAUUACAGCAAGUACAAGUUCAACAACAACAGCAACAGCAGCAGCAGACGCAGCAAAUCAGUAUCAUCAACAACAGUGUCGUAUCGCCACUUCCUCUGCCAACCAUUACUCCCCCGCCAUCCACACAAUCCACGCAUCAUCAGAAUGUUGUUAAUGCGUUGGCAGGUAAACACCGACGAAGAUCGGCAGCAGAUAUCAAUAAGUAAGCUUAUCGUAUGUUCCCCUUAACGUAUCCGUAUCCCUUCCGCAAUAUUGCAGCCAUGCACACCUACGCAAACACACACACACACACAUACAAUUUGAGAAUCCACUCACAGCUCUUUUAGUCACUUUAGAUGUACAUAAAUAAAAAUUAGCACCAUCUCUCUUCGUUGAGAUGUCGAGGUUAUCCUGCGUGCAGCAGUGUUUAAUUUGUCGAAAAAAAAGGAUUUUUUAAAUUGAAUUCUCAAACAAAAGGAACGUAGCGUGGUUUCAGAAGCCGGUUCUCAGUUUGACCGCUAUGAGAUAAUAAUGGAAGGAUAAACACACAAAUCGUCAUCUCGAAUACGGUGUUGCAUGAAAAUUUUCUACCAAGUGCAACCAUUGUGUUCAAUGUACCUUGAGAUUAAUUGGAAAACAGCUAUUUGGGAUGAUGAUUGAAAUGCGUAAAUGGUCACGUUAUUGGUUCUUGUAGGAAAAGGUGCGAAAAGAUGCGUGACUGAGGCGGUGUAGUAUUUUCGUUGCUCGUGUUUAGUUAGGAUAGAUAAUUCAAAAUUUUAUUUGGUUAGAAAUAUGCAAUGGAAUAAGAGGUUAAAUUUUAUCAACUGGCAUGAUAUAGUCUAAAGAAUCAGGAAUGAUGGUUACCCAAAAUUUAGUAAUUUCUCUAAACUCGACUUUGUACAAUUGGAAAAUAGACAGCGAUUGUGUUAGCGGUAAAUUGUACAAUAAUUUGCGAUGAAAGUACAAUCUAUCUGUUACGAAGGUCAAAGGCUCGUUUAUUAUGUUUCGGUGGAAUUCUCUCCACCCGAAUGAGUGAAGCUGAUUUUCGUUUACCGCCACGAAUAGGCUAUUUCUGAACUGAACUAUCUCUUUUUUAGUCUGUCUUUCCGAUAUUUAUAUUUUGUGUAAAUAUUAAGUUUGGCUUAAGUGUAUAAAUAUUGGAUGUUAUUAAUAAAAUUAUUUUUUGAAUAUAAACUGUUUAUUUGUAUAUCCUCGAUUUCACCUUUUUGUAUGGCAGCGGCUCUCAUAGAACCUCAUCAGCGACAGGCUGAAAAGCUGCUCGAUCAGUGCCAAUAAAAACAGGAUUGGGUUCCCCGGCCAGGUUAAAGUCCUAAUGUUAAUUAAGACCUGAUCUAAAAAUAUUGAAUUUUAUUCCGAAUUAUAGCACUGAUACUAUUCUGCCCUUCUCUCACUGAUAUUUGAUCCUAUUUGAUCCUAUUUUUGUUUUAAAUUUUUGACGAAUAAUUUAGUGAAACGAAAAAUACUGCAUCCGCCUGUUUUGGAACACGAAGAACACAUUUUCGAAGCAUAUAUCGUGCACAAUAUUAUCCACCAAGGUGUUUAUUCUGUUGAAAAUUAGAGAAAGAGAGCAAAAAAAUGUCGGGAUAGAUUGCAGAGAGACUAGGACAGCAAGGAUGGUGUGCAAAUGUAUGUUGUGAUAAAAAGUAGAAUGCUUGUAAAUAGUAGGCACUGCAAAAUGCAACAGAUGAAAAUGUCAUUGUUGGGUAACUAAGACGAGAUAACAGAUGCAGCACAGGAAUUAAGUCAUCGCAAAUCGAAACACGGAGAUGUGUUUGUUGAUAUUAGGAAACAGAAAGUAGCACUAAGCGGCGAUAUAUUUACGUAGUUUCAUGGCUGAAGCAAAAAGCAUCCGAUUGUCAGUGUAGAGUUAAAAUCGAAUUGUGCUGAUGAAAAGUCGUUAGUGUAAUAAUAUGAGUGAAAAACAAUGGUGGAAAUAACGCUACUAAAAUUGUUUGUUAAUAGUUUUUAAUUUAUGAAAAAGUGUGGUUCUGCUGAUAUGAUAAUGUAAAGAAAAUCGAAUGAAUGAGAAUCACAAGGCGUAAGAAAUGUGAGAUUUUUGUUUUAGCUAUGGUAUCGUUCGUGUGUAUAAUACUCAUUACUAAGUAAUGAGAGGUGGAAGAAUUGAAUCAGCAUUGCUUCUCACAAAACGAUCUUCAGAAAAGCAUCUAAUGUACCAUCUAAUCCCCUAAGAAUAUAUAGUGAGCGUAUGGGAUAAGCUUUCCUAGUUCAUGGAUGUAAUCACGGAUAAUCCUCUGAUAAUUAACAGAUUCUUAGUUAGCGAAACAAGGAGCUCUCAGUUUAGCUCCAAGUGGAAUUGUAUUCUGUACAGUAAAGUAAUUAUUUCUUGUUUACAAGUUUGAAAUCGAGACAGAAAGCUGAAAUUACAUUAUUUGCAAGUUUCAACACAUUGCGUUUCUUUCUUCUGUAAAUAACAGGUUUUGUUCGCUUAAUUUUAAUUUUUUGAUACAUUAGAAACAUAGCAAUAGGAGAUUUGAGUAAAUCUUUUUUACGCUUUAUUUAGGAGAAUUCUUCAUUUUUCAAUA